AUGGUGGUCGCAACAAAAUAUGUUUCUCUUCUUAUUCUCUCCCUUGCACUGCCUCCUACCCUCUAUUGGACCUGUAUUGCGGGGCAGAAUAGCGGUCUCAAACCGGCACUAGGGACCGACUCGCGUCGCAACUCUAGGGUAGCCAACAGUAGCAACGGGCCCCCAGAGCUCACCGUGCUGCUGACGCCCUUGUUCGCAGCGGACAACAUCACUUCAGUGCAUGUUUCUAUGAGUUUUGAGCCGCGCCCAGAACUGAAAGCCACGUCCGGACUGUUUCAAGGCGCCACCACUGCCGCUAGCAUCCCAGCGCUCGACAUUGAAGAAGGGUCCUUGCAAGUCUUUGAUGCAGCAGGGCCCCUCGAGGUCACGCCUCACGAUGUUGCACUCAAUGGACAUUUUGUUGGCUACCGGUGGAUUACGGAUCGGCCUACCGAGGGAUCUGUCAACAUUUCAUAUAUCGCCCUGCCCCGGUCUGUCAGUAAUACGGAGCGCAACGGACCGGUGCUUGACUUUCGCCUCGAGAGCGGUGGCCUUCUUGCUUCGGGCUUCUCACUCCUCGUCGCACCAGUUGACCUGGAGGAGAAGUAUGAUGUGUUCCUGGAUUGGAAUCUCUCUCGUGCACCAAUUGGGACCAAAGGUGUCUGGACAUGGGGUCCGUCCAGCGAAGGGCCAACUAUGCGCCGGAUGACGGCGUUUGGAAUUCUUCGGACCUUUCUCGCGGCAGGUCCCGUACAGGCAUAUAUCGACGAGGAUCAAGCCGGUGCGCUGGCACGGUUCAAUGUCUACUGGCUGGGGGAACUCCCUUUUGACGGCGAUGAGCUUUCGGAUCAAAUCGGCCAGCUGUUUCACGACAUGUCUGACUUUUUUGACGACGACGGGGAGAGCUAUCGUUGCGGCUGGGCUCUCAUCGUGGGUUUGAUCGAUCCGCAGCUGGCUGUGAGGGAUAUAUUCUCCAACAACGAAACUCACCUCAAUGCCUCUCAGCAGGCCAACCGCUGGCUCUAUUCUGUAUUUGGCCGCAAAUGCGACCAGGAGCAGUUUGAACAAAGGGACUUUCAUGAAGCAGAUCUCGACGGAGAACAUGUCCGCAGACGCUGCGAUACGUAUUCGAGGCGACUGGACCAGUGGUAUGAAUCGCUGCGUGAUUGCGACCAUCCAGUGGCUCAACUGGCAAGCAAACAGUCUUUCCUAAUGAGUUCAUCUGGAAGCCCUAUUACAACCUACAAGUUCAAGGACAGCGCCAUUGCUAUUGGCUACGCCACGUAUUUGCUCUCCAGGAUGAUAUGCAACUUCCUGGAGUCGCAAAUUGACCAUAACGUCUCUCCCAUGACGUUAGACGCUUGGGCGCAGGUUCUCAUUGGUAUAGUGGCUGGCAUGGACACCCAGUCCCAAUCCUUUACACCAAUGCAUGCAGACAUGUUUGUACUGUUUACCGUAUUCCUUUGCGCUAAUCUAGACCUUGUGAAUAUUAUUCUGUACGUCAUAGUACCAGGCAUGUUGAAAACAUAUGUCGCGGGCCCGGAGCGUGGCAGAUGGAAGUAUGUCAAGGCAGUAGUAGAGCUCGUUGUUCGGGAGCGAUUAAGAGGAAGGGCUAUCCGAUAUAUGAUAGACGCUGCGGGAGGCGAUCACAAGUUUUGGCCGCUCGAUUCAACCCGCAAUAUUGCGGCUUUCGGAGACUACAACGGGCCAGGGUCAUUUAGAGACGUGUAUACCAUCAACAUAGACUAG
Pestalotiopsis fici W106-1 is the source of this 1728-nucleotide messenger RNA. RefSeq lists its product as uncharacterized. The record is from RefSeq and is a predicted model, not a curated record. Bases 1 to 1728 code for a protein of 575 amino acids. Lineage: Eukaryota; Fungi; Ascomycota; Sordariomycetes; Amphisphaeriales; Sporocadaceae. The transcript is spliced from 3 exons.